UCAUGCUAGUUUAAAAACAGUGUUACAGGUGACAAUACAAAGUGCUAUUAAAUAUUAAAAAAUGUUUUCGUCACAUUAGGCCCUUUGUCUUUCUAUUCCAUAAGCAUAAGAACGUUUUCAGGAACACUUCGGUGUCAUUCAAAGGUCAAGAGUGAGCAGUCUUACCUUACACGCUGCUGCCCUCAUGUGGACACUUUAGGAACUGUCCAAGUCGUCGACGCUACAUUUUUUUCUUCUUCCACUUUUUUGAAGUUGAUUGGGGGAAGAAGAAGAAAAAAAAAAGUGCAGAGACACAAGAGGGGAGGACGAGGCUCUCAGCAUCAGAACUCAGCUUGGGAGCCCCCCCCGGUCGGUGCUCGUGCGCGCAGCCCCCAAAGCAGGACGAGGACCGCAACAGACUAAAAGGAUGCAACAGUUGCUGCAGGACCUCAGCAGGAUGCCCCCCCAAUUAGCGAGUACCGCUCUUCAUUAACGAGCUGGAAUGGAUCCGAGGACUCGCCUGGGGGUGAUCGGCGCACCGUGAGCAUGCAUCGCGUCGUGCACAGGAGGCGCAGGCUGCGGGCUCUGUGGGCUUCUCUGGCCCUGCUGGCUCUUUCCGUAGCCGCCUGCAGCGCGCUCUUCACGGCGUGGACCUGGCGCCAGACUCGGGACCUGUCCCAGUCAUUCCACAUCCUCCAGGACCGCCUGGAGCAGGUCAACAGGCAGAGGAAGGCCAUUGUGCAGCUCAUUAUGGAGAAGAGAGAGCUGCUGGUUGGACAAAGAGUCAAGCGAGACGGGGGGACGCUGCGCGGGAAGAAUGGAAACGGGAAGAAAGCGGCGUCUCAUUUCGAGAUCACUAAAGUCUCCUCUCAGCAAGUGGGCGAAGGAGGCGUGAUAAAAGGCUGGGAGGAAAGAGUGCUGAAUAUGAGCAAAGCAGUGAGGUACAACAAGGAGGAGGGCACGUUCACUGUGGAGAAAGCAGGAGUCUACUUCCUGUUCUGUCAGGUUCUGUUCAAUGAGCAGGAGUCUCAGUACGUCAAGCUGGACGUGGUGACCAGCGGUGGGAGACCUCAGAAGUUGCAAUGCAUGGAAGGUUACGGCACCACCCCCUCGGCCGGACCGCACCCCUCCCAUUUCCUGAAGCCGUGCCAGGUAUCAGGCCUCCUGCGUUUGGACAAAGGCACGGAGCUCCACGCCAUGACAGGUCCGUCCUUCCGACUGCACACGGUGGGCAACCCGUCAGCUUCUCCUCACGUCUUCAGCAUCUUCAAAGUCAACUGAGACGAGACGGACGCUAGCUUGCGGGCGACGUUCGUUUGCUUUUCCACAGAGGAGAAUUCCCGGUGGCGUGGUGGUUGUGGCAUGGCAUCCUCCCGCCGCCUCUUCCCGAAGACGCUCAUUUGAAAGACAAACCUGACAUUUGUGGAAGUUGUUGUGGACUCUGGAACGCGCUCGUGUUUUGGAAAGGCCGCGCACAGACGCUGGGACUGCAAGCGAGCGCUCCGGCCGAGGGAACAGAUGGGAUGGAAGCUGCUCUUCCUGGGGAUUUCUAUCUUCGCCGUAUCCUGUCAUAAAUCGUUCUUCUUCUUCUUCAUGCAGCCAACAGACAAGCUGUGCUUGUACCUUCAUACAUGACAAGAACAUUUUUUUUUAACACCACAUCUCUUUCUAUUUGUUACCUUUUGUCGUAUUUUAUCCAUCACAGCGUGAAGAAGCAACAAUGACCGACGACCAAUACCACUUUUACCUAAUCACUCUAUUUAGCAUCAUUUAGCCACACUAGGGAUGUGUUAUGCAAUGCAGCACAACGGGCCACAAUAAAAUGGAAAAAGUCAAUAAAAAUAUAGAAUUUUGGGAAUCGAAUCACAUGGCAACGCUUGCAUGUAGAAAAUGACCAAAAAAGGCUCGCAACAUUCCAGCGCCUUCUGCCAACAUUAAGCCUGUAGCGACACAGCAGCCUCGUAUGCUUGAUGCUAAACAAUGACUCAGCAUUCUGCACUUUCCCAAUGUCAAAAGCUGGCAACGCUAAUCGACAAAAACAGACGUCUACACAAUGCAAGCAUCUAAUGAAAGUGGCACAUCUCGUGUAAUAUCGUGUCUCUCUUCUUGCACAAAACAAACGCUGUUAUUUCGAGCUGUGGUUUUGUGUACUCCCACUCUUGUUUAUAAGUAGUUUUUGUGGUUUGUGGCCCUCAGCACUUUAACUGCAGCAGACCGAGUGCUUUUAUGAACCAGCGUCCAAUGGAACACACUUUGAUUUCCUCAUCGGACACACAGAAUGCAUAUUUCCCCCAUCAGCACUGAUUGGACAACACACACACACACACACAGAUAGACACACACUAAAGCAGCAUUUUCGCUUCCUCAAGCUGAAGUACACAAAACAUUGACACACACACACACUUCCUGGCUCUAAUUCCUAUUUUUAUAAAUGUCAAAGUUUAUACAACACACUUUUUGAAACUGUUUUUGAUGCCAAAUAAACAUUUUGUUUUUUUUUGAAAGACUGGUUGGGUACCUUUUGUGCUUUAAAGAUGCUAAAAUUCAUUCAUUUUCUACCGCUUUUCCUCAAGAGGGUCGCGGGGGGUGCUGGUGCAGGGGUACACCCUGGACUGGUCGCCAGCCAAUCACAGGGCACAUAUAGACAAACAACCAUUCACACUCACAUUCAUACCUAUGGACAAUUUGGAGUCGCCGAUUAACCUAGCAUGUUUUUUUGGAAUGUGGGAGGAAACCGGAGUACCCGGAGAAAACCCACGUAUGCACGGGGAGAACAUGCAAACUCCACACAUAGGGUGGAAUUGAACCCUGGUCUCCUAGAUGUGAGGUCUGCGCGCUAACCAUUCGACCGCCGUGCCACAAAACCAAUCCAUUCAUUCAUUCAUUUUCUACCGCUUUUCCUCACGAGGGUCACAGGGGUGCUGGAGCCUAUCCCAGCUGUCUUUGGGCAAGAGGCGGGGUACACCCUGGACUGGUCGCCAGCCAAUCACAGGGCACAUAUAGACAAACAACCAUUCACACUCACAUUCAUACCUAUGGACAAUUUGGAGUCACCAAUUAACCUAGCAUGUUUUUUUGGAAUGUGGGAGGAAACCGGAGUACCCGGAGAAAACCCACGCAUGCACAGGGAGAACAUGCAAACUCCACACAGAGAUGAACGAGGAUGGAAUUGAACCCUGGUCUCCUGGCUAUGAGGUCUGCGCGCUAAUUACUCGACCGCCGUGCCGCCCUGUAGGGUUUUUUCUAAAAAAUUCAUUCAUUCAUUUUCUACCGCUUUUUCCUCACGAGAGUUACAGGUGGUGCUGGAGCCUAUCCCAGCUGUCUUGCCAAUCACAGGGCACAUAUAGACAAACAACCAUUCACACUCACAUUCAUACCUAUGGACAAUUUGGAGUCGCCGAUUAACCUAGCAUGUUUUUGGAAUGUGGGAGGGAGAAAACCCACGCAUGCACAGGGAGAACAUAUAAACUCCACACAGAGGGUAGAAUUGAACCCUGGUCUCCUAGCUGUGAGGUCUGCGCGCUAACCACUCGACCACCGUGCCACAAAAACAAUCCAAUGUAAGGAAAUAUAUGUUAGCGAUAUGAACAAAACAUCCUCAUUUUGGAUUUGUGUUUUAGGCGACAAAGCAAAUUAGUGUAAUAUUGAAGGUAUUACUAUGUACUAUGUACUAUGUACUAUGGCUUCACAAAGCAAAAUACUGAAGAAUGUGAAGGAAAAAGCAUAAACGGAAAUGUUUUUUUUGUAUUUAUUCCAUUUGUCUUUUUAAAGGCUCGACAAGUGCUUGUUUCUUUUCCUCAAUUUUCCUUUUAUUGCCCCUGAAGAGCAUCAAAUCAAAAAUAUCAUGGACGCCUCGGUGAACUUUUGAAGCACGAAGACGAGAACGAACGGGCCAGAAAUGUCAAUGAAAAGCUGGACGGAAGAGUCCAUUUAUUUUGUGUGGAGUUUUAAAGGGGCCUGAUGUCAACUCCAGAAAGUUCCACCAGGAAUCCUGAAGACUGAUUUUUAUGUAACCACUUAAGUUUUCCACUUCAGAUCACAUUCCUGUUCCUAUAUAAACGACUUCAUUAUCCAUCACCCAUCCAUCAAUUUUCUUCCAUUUAUCCAGGGUCAAGUCGUCUCAGGUGGGAACCCUAGACUUUCCGAUCUCUGUAUAAUCCCUCCAACCUAUCCGAGGUCUAGGUUGUGUCCCCACACAAUACCUCACCAAGGAGGUGUCUGAAAGGCUUCCGGACCGGAUGCCAGAGCCUACUUAACUGAUGGAUCGCUCCAGGAUUAACAAGAUCCGUUCAGCCACCCUGCGAAGGGAACUGGUUGGAUCCAAGAUCUUGUUCUUUCAGUCACCCAAAAAACAAAACUUAUGAUCAUCGGUGAGGGUAGAAACCUGAACCAGUACAACGACGGCAUUAGUCCAGAUCCAGCCUUCCCUCCCAAGACACCAAAGAUUUACUCCAAAGAACCACGGCCUCAGAUUUGGAGGUGGUUGGAGUCUCAUCUCAACUCAAAGUACCAUUGCAACGGUGUAGUGCUGGUCCAGUUUUCCACAACCAGAACAAAAAAACACAUUGCGCUUCCUGUAGCCAAAGUUCCACUAACAGUCGUAACCUGAAAUAGAUUACUCCUUCAUGGUCACCACAACUACGUUUUCCUGAUUUGGGGAACGCCACAAAACGCAACACCAAACAGUCAUAUGUCUAAUUGUGUCCCACAAUUUGUUUUUAUCAUGGAUAGUUAAAUUUUUUUUUUUUUAAAUGAACUUUACGAUCAUUCCCUUUGUCGACAUUUGAACGAGUUUCAUUUCAUUGGGUUUUAUUACAAACAAACAAAGAAAAUGUAAAUACUUUCAUUGGCGACCAACAUGUGGACAUUUUUUUUUAAAAAACAACAACAAAAUAAGAAAGCAAA
Messenger RNA from Doryrhamphus excisus (bluestripe pipefish), 4884 nucleotides. It is a transcript of the gene tnfsf12, whose product is annotated as TNF superfamily member 12. Gene Ontology annotation, biological process: immune response. The record is from RefSeq and is a predicted model, not a curated record. Gene Ontology annotation, molecular function: receptor ligand activity; tumor necrosis factor receptor binding. NCBI's taxonomy places the organism in Eukaryota, Metazoa, Chordata, Actinopteri, Syngnathiformes, Syngnathidae. Gene Ontology annotation, cellular component: membrane.